Molecule: messenger RNA, 1538 nt
Organism: Nannospalax galili (Upper Galilee mountains blind mole rat)
Lineage: Eukaryota; Metazoa; Chordata; Mammalia; Rodentia; Spalacidae
Gene: Gcnt2
Product: glucosaminyl (N-acetyl) transferase 2 (I blood group)
Exons: 3
Coding region: 591-1538 (315 amino acids)
Biological process (GO): transforming growth factor beta receptor signaling pathway
Cellular component (GO): membrane
Molecular function (GO): acetylglucosaminyltransferase activity
Source: RefSeq, a predicted model, not a curated record
AGGAGGUUUGCUUAUAUUUCAGAUUGUGUCAUUUGAGUCGCGUGAAACAGCGUCUUGCGGAACAGGCUAUAUUAGAUCCCGUGGGUUAGCCUGGCACAGCCGGGAGACAACAGAGCGGGCGAGAGAGGCAGCCUACUAGAGGAUGGGCAGGAAGCCGCUUGCCUGCCCCGGCUCAUCCCAUCAACUUUGCUUUUGGCUGUGCUAAUUCCUUGAACUAGAGGAGGAGCUGGAAGAAACCCAGGAAAAAGGAAAGAAAGGAGAUGCGAGAAACUCCGUGAAAAAACGUUGAGCAGCGCCUGAGCGAAAUGCUCAGCAGAUGCAAACCCAGAGGCCAGGGAGGAGGAGGGCAAGCAAGGCUGGGCUUAGGCAACCUGCUGCUGGCGUUUAGACAAAGGAGACUUGAGAGAGGCGGGAUCGGAUUCUAAUUUCAGCUUGGGGAGAGAGCCAGCUAGCAGCUGGACUCGCGGGAUGAAACUGACCGAAUUCACAGUCACUGGAGCAUGUACCACAAUAAGAGCACACAGAAAAAGUAAGUCUGGGAAGGGAUUUACUGAGCUUCAAAGACUGACAUCUGCCCCCCUCUUUGAGGCAUGCCUUCAUCCAUGCGGUACCUCUUUAUAGUCUCGGUGUCUACUGUUACCGUUUUUAUAGUGCUCUAUGUGUUGAGUUUUGGGGGAGAUCAAAGCUACCAGAAGCUAAACAUCUCAGACACUUUGAUGCUGACUCAAGUGUGCACAUCCUUUAUCAAUGGGAAGACUCCUUUCCUGUGGAGAAACAAACUGAUAAUCUAUGAAAAGUCUUCUUGCAAGGAAUACCUGACCCAAGGCCACUACAUCACAGCCCCUUUAUCUCAGGAAGAGGUUGAGUUUCCUUUGGCUUAUAUCAUGGUCAUCCAUCACAAUUUUGACACCUUUGCAAGACUCUUCAGGGCUAUCUUCAUGCCCCAGAACGUCUAUUGUGUUCAUGUGGAUGAAAAGGCAACAGUUGAAUUCAAAAGUGCGGUUGAACAGUUACUGAGCUGUUUCCCCAACGCCUUUCUGGCUUCUAAGAUGGAGCCAGUGGUCUAUGGUGGCAUCUCCCGACUCCAGGCUGACCUGAACUGCAUCAAAGAUCUGGCUGCCUCAGAGGUCCCAUGGAAGUAUGCCAUCAACACCUGUGGGCAAGACUUCCCCCUGAAAACCAAUAAGGAAAUAGUUCAGUAUCUGAAAGGUCUUAAAGGGAAGAAUCUCACCCCAGGGGUGCUGCCUCCAGCUCAUGCAAUUGGACGGACCAAGUAUGUCCACCGGGAGCAUCUGAGCAAAGAACUUUCCUAUGUGAUCAGAACUGCAGCACUGAAGCCCCCACCUCCCCACAACCUCACCAUUUACUUUGGCUCAGCCUAUGUUGCUCUAUCUCGAGAAUUCGCCAGCUUUGUCCUCCAUGACCCACGGGCUGUUGAUUUGCUCCAGUGGUCCAAAGACACUUUCAGUCCUGAUGAACAUUUCUGGGUGACACUCAACAGGAUUCCAGGGGCUGGAGAGAUGGCUCAGUGGUCUUAA